AUGAACCUGGGGAGUGGAUGUUGUGAAAGUAUUGUGAGCCGAUGGUGCGAUACUGUGAUGAUAGCAGCGGAAGCCAAGCCCCCUGUGGCACGCAUCAUGGACUACAGCAAGUUCCGCUAUGAGCAGCAGAAGAAGAAGCGCGAGCAACAGAAGAAGGCUGCUGCCAGCCGCCAGGAAAUCAAGGAGCUCAAGAUGAGGUACAACAUUGACACGGGCGAUUACAACGUGCGCCUCAAGCAGGCUCUUAAGUUCCUUCACGACGGCGAUAAGGUGAAGCUGACAGCGCAGUUCAGGGGGCGCGAGAUGGAGUUCAAGGAGCUGGGGGUGAAGCUGUUUGAGAAGUUCCAACAUGAUGUGGCUGAGCUGGCAAUCGUGGAGUCCAAAGCUCAUCUGGAGGGGCGGUCGAUGCACAUGGUGCUGGCGCCCAACAAGGCUGCUCUGCAGCGCAUAGCGGCCGCGGAGGAGAAGAGCCGCCGCGCCGCAGAGCGCAGCAAGCGGAACGAGGCGCGCGGAGGGGCGGUGUCUGGGAGCGAGAGUGACGGCGGGGAGAGAGCGGGGGAGAGUGAUGUGGAGAGCGAUGGGGAGGAGGUGGCAGGAGCUUCCCCCCAUGCCUCCGCGCUCUACAUCGUCCGCCUGCGUUCCGCCCCGCCCGUCGCGUUGUACCGCGGGGGAAUCCCCGGCUACCCGGCAACGGCCGUGUGGGACAGCGACCCUAACGGCAACUCGAAAGAUGCGACAGCAGACGAUCCAGCCAACGGUGCCGAUCCAGCCAACGGUGCCGAUCCAGCCAACGGUGCCGAUCCAGCCAACGGUGCCGAUCCAGCCAACGGUGCCGAUCCAGCCAACGGUGCCGAUGCAGCCAACGGUACUGACGGCGCAGCUCCCUCAAAUUCCUCAACGGCCGCGUGGGCCAGCGACCCUAACAGCAUCUUGACAGAUGCGACGGCAGACGGCCCUAACGGCAACUCGCCAGGCACUGCCGCAUCAGACGACCACACCAGCGAUGGCGUUGGCACUGCGUCUGGUGCAAGCAACAGUGGCGUUGGCACUGCGUCCGUUGCAAGCAACGGUGGCGUUGGCACUGCGUCUGUCGCAAGCAACAGUGGCGUUGACACUGCGUCUGGUGCUCCUGUCACUGCUGCUGCUGCUGCCACUAGCGGUUCAGGAGGGACCAGCCGUGUGCGGCGCCGGCCGCGGGUGAACGUGAGGGCGCCGGGCGUGAGGGCGUUCAAGCAGCUGCUGCAGCGCAUGCAGCAGGCCGUGCUGAGAGACAGCGGGGUGGACGCGGGGAAGAUGCUCUACAGCUACAUGCACGCGUCGAACGGCUUCGCAGCGAUCCUCACGGCAGCGCAGGUGCAGCGCAUGAGGCGGCACCCCUCUGUGGCGUCCGUGACGCCGUCUCGCACCAUCACACGCCGCCGUGCUGUCACUGCCGCCGACAGGCACAAGUCUCUCAACCUGCCCCACGCCCGCACUGCUGGUGCUGCCUCUCCCGCUGCUGCUGCUGCUGCUGCUGCUGCUGCUGCUGCUCCGGCUGGAGUGUCGAGUGACGGCGAAGGCACGGUGAUUGGGAUUGUGGACAGCGGUGUGUGGCCGGAGCACCCCUCCUUUGAUGACACGGGCUACAGCAGCACGCUCCCUGCCGGUUAUAACGACAGCCUCAGCCUCACCCUCAACUGGCUGUCCCGCGGGAUUCUGAUGGCCAUGGCACUUGGUGUGCUGGAGCGGCAGCGGGCAACAGUGGGGUUGAAGUGCCUGUCGGGGGCACCAUCAGUGGCGUGGCUCCCAAGGCACGCCUGGCCAUCUACAAGGUGUACUGGCGCAGCACGCGUACUUACGACAUACGCGCUUCAGAAACAGACGGCAACGCCAGGCACUGACAUACUCUUGUGGGUAUCGGCAACUUUGCACCCUUGUAUAUCAGCGUGGGGGCAAGCACCAGCAGCAGCAGCAGCAGCAGCAGCAGCAGCAGCAGCAGCAGCAGCAGCAGCAGCAGCAGCAGCAGCGGUAGAAUCUCCUGCAAACACCACAGGCCCAGCAGCAUCAACACUGCUGGGAACCCCACUCCCAGCCACCAUCUCCCCUGCAGCAGACACCGCCCUCCCCAUGGUUCCCACCUGGUCCUCCACCGGCCCUCUCACCAAACCCGGCUGUUCGUUAUGCCGACCAUUGAAGCUCCUCCGCCGCGCCAACGCCAUUGUCAAGCCAGACGUCAUCGCCCCGGGAGCCAGCAUCCUCGCAGCUGCGCCCGGGCAAAAGGUCGGCGAGACGGGGAAGUUUAGGGUUUAUGAUGAGGAAACUGCUAUCUCUGCGGCGCUUGUUGCCGGUGUGGCUGCUCUGAUCAUCCAGCAGCAUCCUGAUUGGACUCCCGCGCAGGUCAUGUCUGCCAUGAUGACUACAGCUAGCAGCACUGACAGCAGCAACAGGGUGAUUCGGAAUGUGAAUGGGGAACCGGCAACGCCGUGGCAGAUGGGAGCGGGACAUGUGUUUCCCGCUAGGGCGCUUGACCCCGGGCUGACCUACGAUGCCGGGGAGCAAGAUUUUCGGAAUUUCCUUGCUGGGCUGAACAUGAAGCUGGCUCGAAGAGCGUUCGGACAGGUGCAACUGAAACCUGUUCCACCCAGGCAUCUGAACCGGCCUUCUAUCUCGCUAAUCAACAUAGUGAAUAAACUCACCGCCAGGCGGACUGUGACGAGCGUCUCAGACACCACAUCGACCUACAGGGUGAGGGUUAACGCCCCUGAGGCUGUGAGAGUGAGGGUGGUGCCAUCGCAGUUUACCAUAGCGCCGGGGGAACGGGUCAGUUUCAAGGUGAAGGCUGUUGUGAGGAGGAAGUUCAAGAACUUUAAGUACGGCAGCAUCACGUGGGAGGAUGAUAAGGGGCAUUCCGUGCGCUCCGUUCUUGUUCUCCAUUGCAAGCGUACGUGCGUGUACUAUUGCUAG
Messenger RNA from Closterium sp. Yama58-4, 2943 nucleotides. The record is from the annotation of a GenBank genome assembly. NCBI's taxonomy places the organism in Eukaryota, Viridiplantae, Streptophyta, Zygnematophyceae, Desmidiales, Closteriaceae.